CGGUUCAGUUUAUGUAGGGAGGGGACAGUAGGAAAAAGGGUGUCAGCAAGAGAACCAGCAGAAAUUAGCUAUUUACCUGUUACAUAGGUGGAUCUGAGGUUUCAAUACCUCCUGUGAAUAAUCCUCGCAGACUUGUUUUGUUGCUUUCAGCAGGCUGCUUGCUUGAUUUGGAUAAAAAAAAAGGAUGCCUAUGCCUAAUUACUGAAGACAUUUCUUUGUACAAAGGCUCAUAAGACACAUUAUUACGGACACCAUGAAGAAGGGGACCCUGAACAAGCUUUUUGGGAAGAAAAAUGCCAAUAACAACUCGCUGUAUGCAGAAAAUCCACCAUGGAUGCUUCCCCAGGGAAAUAUGAAAAGCUCAGCUGACUAUCAUGAUAUGCCAUCGUCAUAUUCAUUUUUAGAUGAUUCUGGAAGUGCAACUUUGAAAGCUCGCCCUGGGCCUCGAAUUAGACCUCUGCUUCCAGUCUCUACAAAUAGCAUGGCAGUGCCCACACCUUCUGUACCAGAGGUAUUUGUUGAACAUCAUCCAAUUGAGAAUGGAUUAAAUCUAAAUGGGCACUACAGAAUGUACAGCUCUAUAGGAGAUCUGAGGGGAAAUAUGCAUUAUGAUGAUUAUCCUGAAGAAAUACCCGCACCUCCAUCUAUGCCGCCACCACCACCUCCUAACAUGCCACCCCCUGAUCCACCUCAUGAAAGCCCACUUUCACCUUCAGAGUCUUGUCCUGGGACCCCUAGUCCACCAGACCUAAUACCACCCACACCCAACUCCACUGCACUUUCAGUGCCCAAUUUUGUUCCUCCACCUCCUCCAUUACUCAGUAACCAGCAAUUACAGAGUGCAUCGAAAUGGAAAUCUGAAACUGUUCUGAAUAAUCUGCCCAAUGAUCUACCAGUGGGUUUACCAAACAGAAUCUCCUUAAAUCCUUCCAUUUUUCAACCAAGCCACGGACAAACAAAUUCCAAUAUGGAUCCCAAUUCCAGUUUGCCAAGAUUAUUCAAAGUACCACCUCCUGCCCCAACAAGGACAUCAUCAAUACAACUGCAAGAAUAUAUUGACCAGCAGACUGAUAAUACUAGAUAUACUAAAGAUCCUCCACCAUCUCCAAUGCAAUCAAGUUUUAAUCCAACUAUGCAGGCCAAACUUUUUUCAACAGGCCGGGAACAGUCUUCAUUAAAUGAUAUACUAAACAAAAGAAAAUCUAUGAUCAUAAUGGAUACACCAAGUGAAGCCAAAAGUAUGGAGACCAGUCACACAAUUGAAAUUGCUAGUGCUAUUAAUACAAAUACAGAAAGCUAUGGUUUAACAGAUCUAAAAGCUAAAAUGGAUGUUUCACUGCCAGGAAAAACUGAGAGUGGCAACAACAAAGUUAAUUCAAAUAGUGCUGACCAAGAAAAUACAGCAUUAAAUACCUCUAAGGAGCAUUGUUUCAGAGAAAAUCCUGAGAAACAAACCAGUAAGGUCAGGCAAAUUAACAAUGACUUUGCAUCAACAAUGUCAGGGAAAAAUAGUGUUAAGGAAGGGUCCAAAGCAUUCGAGGAUAGGACAGCAUUGAAAAAAGACAGCUAUGUAUCAGAGAUGUCAAAAAGCUCAAAGCCCACUGUUAACAUUAUUUCACUUAAACUUAUAUUAGGAGAAAAUCAAAAACUAUUUAAUACCAAUCCACAUUCUAAAAAAGAUGAGGAUAUACAGAAGCCGUUAGAUGCCAUGGCAGGUGGAUCAAAUACAGAACCAGUAAAAGUGAUUAAAACUCCUCUAUCCCCACCUCCAGUGGCCCCUCCACCUCCUCCAAUUGUAGUGCCAUCAAAUCCACCAUCAGUUCCACCAGCUCCACCUCUCCCUGCAGCACUCACAACAGCACCCAUUUCUCUAACAACAAGUUCACCACUAUUACUAUCAAAGAAGGCAUCUGCCACAAAUCUCCAUCCUCCACCACCUCCUCCACCCCCUCCCCCAGCUCCCCAGCCAACAGGCUCUCAAUCAUCACCGAAAGCUGCAACUCUCAGUGCUUCACCAGUAUUGCCAUCAAUGGCUCCACCACAGCCACCAAAAGCACCUCCAGCACCUCCACCUUUGCCUCCAUUUGCUACUUCAUCUGUUCAAAUAUCACCAUCAACACCACCCAAGAUCUUGCAUAUAAAAGAUGAUACUUUUAAAGAGAUUCACAGUAAACAUAUAUCUGCUGAAACCAGACAUACUCAGCCAUCUUUUAUAAAUACCGAUAAUGAUCAAAAAAUCAAUGUUGGAAAAAUCAAACAGGAGCUUGAAGCUUUACUGUCCUCUCCCGUAAAAGAAGACUUAAAAGUGGGAAGUCUUAAACAAUUUCAGCAUGGUCCAGAAAGUCCAAAAAAGACACCUAAUGAUAAAGUAGCUUCACUAAGAGGUGGAGAAAACACAUUAGUUAAUUCAUUAAUGAUGAAAGUUCCACUCCUUCCUAAACAGCCAGUUGUAGAGGAUACUGAUACUGAUACAUCUGAAUGGCUUCCAAAGAAUAACAUGACUGAUAUUAAAAUUCCAGAGCCUGAUUAUUUGCCUGCAUCUAGUCAACCAAUUUAUAACUAUAAACAGCCUGCAUCAUAUACCAUGACCAAGAAAAUAACAGUAGAAUCCGCUCCACAUCCCAUGACCGAGGAGAUAACAGUAGAAUCAGCUCCACAUUCCAUAACCAAGGAGAUAAUAGUAGAAUUAACUCCACAUCCCAUGAUCAAGGAGAUAACAGUAGAAUCAGCUCCAUUACCAACAAAAUCAUCAGAUGAAUUGAAUACUGGUGAAACUCUGAUUCCAUCAUAUAAGCCACAUCAUGCAAGAAGGGUCUCUGCUGGAAGUUGGACCACAGUACCUGUCUCAUCAGUGCCAUCUAAGUCAGAGCCAGUUUUGAGUUUAAAAGCAGACACUGAUCAAGAGCCUAAGGAAGCUUCACCUCCUCUAGCAUCUUUAGUUAAGUCAACAUUAUCCCUGAGAGAAAAUGAAAGUGCAUUCAAUCACCCAGUUACUGGGGAGAAGGUUGAUGAAUGCUCUCCAAUGGCAUUGCUCAUGGCAGCAAAGAAACGUGCACAAAAAGGAUCACGUUCUAUUGAACGCAGUAAUCUGCCUAAAGUUUCUGUUUCUAAUGGAGUUGUGUUAAGUUCAUUAACUUCUCAUAACAGUGAUAUAAAUAAUCCUAAAACAUUUGUUGUUGUGCCCAGGGAUGAGACCACACAACAAGCUCUACUAAAGGGUAGCUCAAGUUACUUAAAUGACUCUGGUACUGUCUCAUUUUUAGGCAGCAGUACAGAUAAAUAUGAAAACAAUUUAGAGUGGAUUGAUCAAGGUCAACCAAAGCCUACUGUGAGCAUUCAAAUGUUUGACUCUCAGCAUCCCAGUGAAGACAACACUAGAAGGUGGAGUAUACUUAAUUCCAGUAGUACAAACAAGAUACAGGACUCUUUAAGUCCACAAAUCAAGGUCAUUCACCCUAUUGCUAAAAAUAAUAUAUCUCCAAAAGUAGAGAAAUUUAAUAUAUCUUCAUUCCCUUCAUCUAGUCCCGUUUUGGGGACAAAUGAUGAGAUGGGAUAUAAAAUGAUUCCACCUCCUGCACAGUUUAUGAAUAAUCCAACUGUGCCAAACAUGAGCAUUCAUAAUACAGAGCAAAAAGAAAGGUCUUUCAUUUAUGGCAAUAAUAUUAUAUCUGAUUAUAGUAAGCCCUCCUAUGAGCAAAACUAUAAAUCAAAUCAGACCAUCAUUUCCCAGACAAUAAACAGCAGGGACAGAUACUUGGAUGAUCAUUCCAUCACUGGACUUUCUAGAGAUUCACACAAAGGUUCUCUUAUUAAGAAAAGACUGUACAUGCCUGAGCCAGAGACUUCAAUAAACUAUGGGAAAACAAGUACGUUAAGGUCUGCAGCUUUGCCGACACCAUAUAGCCAUAGGCUGCCCCAGACCAGUCCAACCAUGGUUUUUGAUCCUCGGCGUACCAACUCUACAACAAGGUACCUUGCGCAAGGAAGGAGAGUGUCCACAGAAAAUCUCAUCAGGGCAGUACCUUCUCAAAGUGAUAUGAAAUACAACGCCCAAAAUCCUGAGUAUCCAGCUUCUAGACCAAGCAGACCUCAAACUUCCUACCAAGGUUUGACCUUCAGUGUGAGACCCGGCACUAGACAGCCUAUUUCAAAUACCUACCAAGGAGGAUACCUGUGAGGCCUCUGACUGCUGAACUUCUCAACCACCUUUUAGUAGAUAGAUCGAACAUUUCCCUGGUGGAAGUGCAACCAUUAACCAUACCACGUUGACUUGAUGUUGACAUUGGGUCACCCAAACCAAAUCUCCCUUAAGGAACACUGAAAUAAUCUUAUUUGGUCCUUUUUCUUGAUGUUGUCUGCUUUACAGACCUACCCUAGCUGAGUGGUAGGUGACAAUUACCUGCUAAAGCAUUGCUGCUGUUGUAUAGGUUAGUUUUCAUACACACCAAGGGGCAGAUUUACUAAGCUCGAGUGAAUAAUUCGAAUGUUCGAAGUAUUUUUUUGGUUACUUCGACCAUUGAAUUGGUCAAGUUCGAUCAAAUU
This is a messenger RNA of Xenopus laevis (African clawed frog), 4542 nucleotides long. RefSeq lists its product as uncharacterized. NCBI's taxonomy places the organism in Eukaryota, Metazoa, Chordata, Amphibia, Anura, Pipidae. The record is from RefSeq and is a predicted model, not a curated record. The transcript is spliced from 5 exons. The coding region runs from base 254 to 4177 and encodes 1307 amino acids.